Molecule: messenger RNA, 1297 nt
Organism: Wallemia mellicola CBS 633.66
Lineage: Eukaryota; Fungi; Basidiomycota; Wallemiomycetes; Wallemiales; Wallemiaceae
Product: mitochondrial pyruvate dehydrogenase E1 component beta subunit
Exons: 3
Coding region: 82-1230 (382 amino acids)
Biological process (GO): pyruvate decarboxylation to acetyl-CoA
Cellular component (GO): intracellular membrane-bounded organelle
Molecular function (GO): pyruvate dehydrogenase (acetyl-transferring) activity
Source: RefSeq, a predicted model, not a curated record
AACUACGAGGAAAUGUUGAGCAGAACUCUCAGAUCAGCGGCUAAGAAGCCACUCAGUCUCCGUUACGUUUCUUCAAACGCGAUGGCUGCUGAAAAGCCAUCAAGCUUACCAUCCGCCGGUGGAGAGUCUUUCAAAGUACAACUUCACGACGACUCCUUCAGUGGUCACCUCAUCGAUGAACUUCCAGAUCUUGAAGUUGAAACAAGCAAAGACCAGCUCGUUGAGCUCUACCGUCAAAUGACCACAAUGAGACGUAUGGAACAAGCUGCUGACCAGCUCUACAAGGCUAAGCUUAUUAGAGGUUUCUGUCACUUGGCUAUUGGACAGGAAGCCGUUGCAGUCGGAAUGGAAGCUGCUAUGACAGACAAGGAUCGUCUUAUCACCGCCUACAGAUGUCACCCAUACGCCGUCCUCCGUGGUGGUACUAUCAAGGGUGUCAUCGCUGAGCUUCUCGGUCGUCAAGACGGUAUGUCAAACGGUAAGGGUGGUUCUAUGCACAUCUUCACUCCUACCUUCUUCGGUGGUAAUGGUAUCGUUGGUGCUCAAGUUCCAGUUGGUGCUGGUAUCGCUUUCGCCCAACAAUACCUCAACAACCCAUCUGUUACCUUCUCUAUGUACGGUGACGGUGCAUCCAACCAAGGUCAAGUAUUUGAAGCUUUCAACAUCGCCAAAUUAUGGAACCUCCCAUGUGUUUUCGUUUGUGAAAACAACAAGUACGGUAUGGGUACCUCAGCCGCCAGAUCAUCCAUGAACGUCGAAUACUACAAGCGUGGUGACGUUAUACCAGGUUUGCAAGUAAACGCUAUGGACAUUCUCUCCGUCUACCAAGCCUCUAAAUUCGCUAAGCAAUGGACUAUCGACAACAAGGGUCCACUUGUCAUGGAAAUGGUUACCUACAGAUACGGUGGUCACUCCAUGUCUGACCCAGGUACCACCUACAGAUCACGUGAGGAAGUCCAACAAAUGAGAUCCACUAGAGACCCUAUCAAUGGCCUCAAGGCUCGUCUCCUUGAAUGGAACGUUGCUACUGAAGAGGAACUCAAGAAGAUCGACAAGAACGCAAAGGCCGAAGUUGACGAAGCCGUCAAGGAAGCAAAGGAAUCACCAGAACCUUCAAUGGAUGACUUCUGGACAGAUGUCUACUACAAGGGCACUGAACCAGCUUACCUCCGUGGUCGUGAACCAGAAGAGGGCAAAUACUACGAUCGUCCAAACCUCGUCGGUGCUUAAAUAUGCUAGAUAAAAGACUUAAAAAAUUGUAAUCUCUUUUUCUUUCAUUUCAUUUUUAGAUAUCUUU